Messenger RNA from Manis pentadactyla (Chinese pangolin), 2408 nucleotides. RefSeq names its product Sp9 transcription factor (gene SP9). The coding region runs from base 56 to 1489 and encodes 477 amino acids. The record is from RefSeq and is a predicted model, not a curated record. The transcript has 2 exons. Gene Ontology annotation, molecular function: RNA polymerase II cis-regulatory region sequence-specific DNA binding; DNA-binding transcription factor activity, RNA polymerase II-specific. Gene Ontology annotation, biological process: regulation of transcription by RNA polymerase II. Lineage: Eukaryota; Metazoa; Chordata; Mammalia; Pholidota; Manidae.
CAGCCGCCAGAUUCAGACCCCCUCCUGGCCCCGCCGCGCAGCCCAGGGACCUGCUAUGGCCACUUCUAUACUCGGGGAAGAGCCGCGCUUCGGAACGACCCCGUUGGCCAUGCUGGCGGCGACCUGCAACAAGAUUGGCAACACGAGCCCCCUGACCACUCUGCCCGAAUCCAGCGCCUUCGCCAAGGGCGGCUUCCACCCCUGGAAGCGCUCCUCGUCCAGCUGCAACCUUGGCUCCAGCCUCUCGGGCUUCGCUGUGGCUACUGGUGGCCGCGGCUCGGGCGGACUGGCGGGCGGCUCCGGCGCAGCCAACAGCGCCUUCUGCCUGGCCUCCACGUCCCCCACGUCGUCCGCUUUCAGCAGCGACUACGGCGGCCUCUUUUCCAACUCAGCGGCGGCGGCGGCGGCGGCAGCCGGGGUGUCCCCGCAGGAGGCGGGCGGCCAGUCGGCCUUCAUCUCCAAGGUGCACACGACGGCGGCCGACGGCUUGUACCCGCGCGUGGGCAUGGCGCACCCGUACGAAUCGUGGUACAAGUCCGGCUUCCAUUCGACGCUGGCGGCAGGAGAGGUGACCAACGGGGCGGCGUCGUCGUGGUGGGACGUGCACAGCAGCCCGGGCUCGUGGCUGGAGGUGCAGAACCCCGCUGGGGGUCUCCAGAGCUCGCUGCACUCGGGCGCCCCCCAGGCCUCGCUGCACUCGCAGCUCGGCACCUACAACCCCGACUUCAGCUCGCUCACGCAUUCAGCCUUCAGCUCCACGGGCCUCGGCUCCUCGGCCGCCGCCGCCUCGCAUUUGCUUUCCACCAGCCAACACCUGCUGGCCCAGGACGGCUUCAAGCCGGUGCUGCCCUCUUACUCGGAUUCAAGCGCCGCGGUGGCGGCCGCAGCAGCCAGCGCCAUGAUCUCGGGCGCCGCGGCCGCCGCAGCCGGGGGGAGCUCAGCACGCUCCGCCCGCCGCUACUCCGGCCGUGCCACCUGCGACUGCCCCAACUGCCAGGAGGCGGAGCGGCUGGGCCCAGCCGGGGCGAGCCUACGGCGCAAGGGCCUGCACAGCUGCCACAUUCCGGGCUGCGGCAAGGUGUACGGCAAGACGUCGCACCUGAAGGCGCACCUGCGCUGGCACACAGGCGAGCGGCCCUUCGUGUGCAACUGGCUCUUCUGUGGCAAGCGCUUCACGCGCUCGGACGAGCUGCAGCGGCACCUGCGGACUCACACGGGCGAGAAGCGCUUUGCCUGUCCGGUGUGCAACAAACGCUUCAUGCGCAGCGACCACCUGAGCAAACAUAUUAAGACGCACAACGGGGGCGGCGGGGGCAAAAAGGGCAGCGACAGUGACACGGACGCCAGCAACCUGGAGACGCCGCGCUCGGAGUCCCCCGACCUCAUCCUGCACGACUCUGGCGUCAGUGCCGCCCGGGCGGCUGCGGCGGCGGCGGCGGCAGCGGCGGCAGGAGGCAAGGAAGCAGCAUCUGGCCCCAACGACUCUUAAAGGCCGGGCGAGAGGCGCGGGCGAGCAAGCGAGGAGAGACACCGAGAGCGAGCGAGAGGUUCGGAGGGCCAGCAAGCGGGGAACGGACGGGCGGGGGCUCCAGUGACGCCUCCGGUCCCGCACGAGGUGGAUGGAGCAGCACCCGGCUCCACGGCCGCUGCUCGCCGGCCAGGCCAGGAGCUCCCCUCUGCUGUCGGAGCCCAGAUGAGGAUAGAAAGCGUGGUCCAGGAACAACAGCAAACCAUCUUCUAACACAAACAACACUUUAAAAAACUGCACACAGAGACGUACACACCAGAGACGUACAACAAGCAUGCACAUCCCCCCCGCGCGCACACACACACACAUACACACACCCCACUCGCACAAACUUCUCGAGCCGAGAGCAAUACACAGAAACGCUCCCUCCUCCCUCACCGCCUCCCUCCUCUUCUCACAAAACAAACCACUACCCCGCAAAGGACUGUCAGAACAUUUGAAAACAAAAGGGACUUAUAAAAAACAGACCCUUUGUGUGGAUUAUAUAUAAAAUGCUCCAAGUCCAGCUUGAUACUUACAAUGAAACAUUUUUCCUAAAAAGGGAAGCAUCAAAAAAGGCUUAAGGUGAGAAUUAAACUGGAAAUCUAGUGACAGUUUCUCUGUAUUUCAUAACAUCUGUAUAAAUAGGGUUCAAAAGAUUGUGUUCUCUUUUAUUUUCUUGUAAAUGUUCAUUCGAAUAGAGUUUUUUUGGUGAAUUCCUGAAAUUCAGGGAGUUUUUUUUAAUUUUCUGAUGCACUUUGUGAAAGUAUAUAUGUAAAAGAUAUUUAAAAUGUUGAGUUAUCAUUUCACUCACAAACACGUAAAUUAAGGUCAUCUAAAGAAAUUAAAUGCGUUUAUCUGUAUGAAGGAAAUCUUGACAUUUUCAUUUUUAGUAUUAUUA